AUGUUGUCGGGUAGCUCAAUUUGUAUUGAGCUUUUGUUUCUUGUGCUUUUAUCACAUUCUAGUAGCGAUGUACACGGGAUUACAGAAACAGCUGGUUAUGCGACCUCGUCACAAUCUUUGGAGACAGAAGAAACAGAAGCGACUGAUUAUUCUGAUGACAUAAUUUUUCCAGUCAUGAAUGUAUCUUACAGUGACAUUACUGCCAACGGUACUAGUUUACCAUAUUUACCUACAACAACAACAACAACCGAUGAACCUAACUCGACAACAUGGGAAUCAACCACUAUAGUACUUCAAAACACAACAGAUCAUUCAAAUGAUUCGACUAUAGCGAUAGAAACAACGGAAACAGCUACAACAAUGGGAGUGACAACAAAAGAAAUGGAGACAACAACAGUAACAACGGCAACAGAUAUGAUCACAACAGUUGUACCAAUUCCAAAUGUACACAAAUUUUCGCUGAAAAAUGGAAGCUCUUACUGCCUUCUGUUUCAAAGCGAUAUAAAAUUUCAAAUUUUCUAUCACAGUCAGAAUAAACUGGUAAAAUCUUACGAAUUUACUGUAUCUAAUGCUACUAUUAACGAUAAUGAAAGUGUAUGUAGUGAACAUUACACAAAAUUAUCACUCACGUUCAUACCAUAUGGACAAAACGAAGAGCAUAAGUGGACAUUAGUUCUUUUGUUUAAUCUUAUGGAACCAAACAAAACUUCAAAUGAUGCGACUACUGUGAGAUCUACUUAUACAUUGAACAGUUUAAUAUUAAAUUAUUAUAUGGAUAAGACUUUAUUUCCGGAUUCAUUGACACCAGGUCAAUAUGUUAAUGUGUCCAGCAAUAAUAUGGUAUUUAGAAUACCUGUUGGAUCAUAUUAUUCAUGUUUGAUUGUACCGGAAAUUACCUUGACUGGAAAUGAAAAAAUCUUUAAUAGUUGCAAGUUAUUUAUGAAAAAUUUGAAAGUAGAAGCAUUCAUGAACAAUUCUGUGGAAGCAUUUAUUGGGAACGAAACGUUAUGUGAAUCAGAUGUUAAUGUUAAUAAUAUGGUACCUAUUGGUGUUGGUAUUGCACUAAUUGUCUGUAUUGUGGUUGCCAUAACUGUAUUUAUUGUUUUCAGCAAACGCAAUCGUCGUAGUUACACUACACUUUAA
Molecule: messenger RNA, 1143 nt
Organism: Schistosoma curassoni
Lineage: Eukaryota; Metazoa; Platyhelminthes; Trematoda; Strigeidida; Schistosomatidae
Source: the annotation of a GenBank genome assembly